AUGGAGGGCUUGCAUGUGGCCAUUACUAGGGCCCAGUUGGCCAAUGUUUAUAGGGGAAUCAACAUUGGAGGAAAUACUAUUUCCCAUCUUCUCUAUGCAGACGAUGUUGUUCUCUUAGCUUAUUGGAAUCAGGAAAAUGCCUUACAUAUUGUUCGUGUUCUUAGAUGUUUCUUCCUAGCAUCAGGUCUAAAAAUCAGUCUGCUAAAAAGCAAGUUAUAUGGUGUGGGGGUCACGGAUGCUCAGGUUACUUAUAUGGCUAAUUGUAUGGGGUGUUCAUCGGGUUGUUUCCCGUUUUCGCGUCUCGGGGUUCCGGUUGGGCAAAAUAUGAGCAGAAUUGUAUCCUGGGGUCCGGUGGUUGAUACUUUCCGGAAAAGAUUAGCGGGGUGGAAAGCCAAGUGUAUGUCUGUUGGCGGGAGAUUCACUCUUACUAAAGCAGUUUUGGGGUUGUUGCGAGUUAUUUGA
This is a messenger RNA of Lactuca sativa (garden lettuce), 462 nucleotides long. RefSeq lists its product as uncharacterized. The record is from RefSeq and is a predicted model, not a curated record. Lineage: Eukaryota; Viridiplantae; Streptophyta; Magnoliopsida; Asterales; Asteraceae.